Orycteropus afer afer is the source of this 1016-nucleotide messenger RNA. Its product is annotated as olfactory receptor 10H1. The record is from RefSeq and is a predicted model, not a curated record. Lineage: Eukaryota; Metazoa; Chordata; Mammalia; Tubulidentata; Orycteropodidae. Gene Ontology annotation, biological process: G protein-coupled receptor signaling pathway. Gene Ontology annotation, molecular function: G protein-coupled receptor activity; olfactory receptor activity. Gene Ontology annotation, cellular component: membrane.
CAUCCAGUGACUCAACUCUCCCUGUCACACCUACCUCCAGGUACAGUCUCCAUGCUGGGAGGGAAUCACUCAGCAGUGUCUGAGUUCGUCCUCAUAGGCUUCUCCACCUUCCCCCACCUUCAGCUGAUGUUCUUCCUGCUGUUCUUGUUGAUGUACCUGUUCACACUGCUGGGGAACCUGCUCAUCAUGGCCACCAUCUGGAGUGAGCGCAGCCUCCACACACCCAUGUACCUCUACCUGUGUGCCCUCUCCAUAUCCGAGAUCCUCUACACCUUUGCCAUCAUCCCACGCAUGCUGGCUGACCUGCUCUCCACCCAUCCCACUAUCGCCUUUGUGGCCUGUGCCAGCCAGAUGUUCUUUUCCUUCACAUUUGGCUUCACCCAUUCCUUCCUACUCACUGUCAUGGGCUAUGACCGCUAUGUGGCCAUCUGCCACCCCCUGCACUACAAUGUCCUCAUGAGCCCCCAGGGCUGUGCCUGCCUGGUGGCCUGGUCCUGGGCUGGAGGAUCCAUCAUGGGGAUGGUGGUGACAAUGGCCAUUUUUAACCUCACCUUCUGCGGACCCAAUGAGAUCCACCAUUUUGCUUGCCAUGUGCCACCAUUAUUGAAGUUGGCUUGUGGAGAUGAUGUGCCAGCUGUGGCCAAAGGCAUAGGCUUGGUGUGCAUCACAGCCCUGCUGGGAUGUUGUCUCCUUAUCCUCCUCUCCUAUGCCUUCAUUGUAGCCACUAUCUUGAAAAUCCCCUCUGCUGAGGGUCGUCACAAAGCCUUCUCCACCUGUGUGUCCCACCUCACUGUGGUCAUUGUGCACUAUGGCUUUGCCUCUGUCAUCUACCUCAAGCCUAAGAGUCCUCAGUCUCUGGAAGGAGACACCCUCAUGGGCAUCACAUACACGGUCCUCACACCCUUCCUCAGCCCCAUCAUCUUCAGCCUCAGGAACAAGGAGCUGAAGAAUGCCAUGAACAAGACCUUCCUCAGCAAAUUGAGCCCAGAAAAAUUGUGACUCUCUGGGAGAAAUUC